UCUUGGAUCCGCUGGAUGAGAAACUGCUGCCUGUUGGCGUCCGAAGCCCCCCCGCCGCGCGCCCUGCCUCUGCCCACCAUGCCCCCUGCCCAUGCCGACCAGAGCCCGCGGAUUCGGGAAGUUUGGGCUUGCAACCUGGACGAGGAGAUGAAGAAAAUGCGACCCGUUAUCCAGCAGUACAAUUACGUGGCCAUGGACACGGAGUUUCCAGGUGUGGUGGCCAGACCCGUGGGGGAGUUCAGAAGCUAUGCGGACUACCAAUACCAACUCCUGAGAUGCAAUGUGGACUGGCUGAAGAUCAUCCAGCUGGGACUGACGUUUAUGAAUGAGCAAGGAGAGUGCCCUCCAGGAACCUCCACUUGGCAGUUCAAUUUUAAAUUCAAUUUAAAGGAAGACAUGUACGCCCAAGACUCCAUCGAGCUCCUCACCAUGUCUGGGAUCCAGUUCAAGAAGCACGAGGAAGAAGGCAUCGAGGCACAGUAUUUUGCAGAGCUCCUGAUGACAUCGGGAGUGGUGCUGUGUGAAGGGGUCAAAUGGCUAUCCUUCCACAGCGGUUAUGACUUCGGCUACUUCAUCAAGAUCCUCACCAACUCUCCCUUGCCCGAAGAAGCCCACGACUUCUUCGAGAUCCUCCGACUCUUUUUUCCCGUCAUCUAUGACAUCAAGUACCUCAUGAAGAGCUGCAAAACCCUCAGGGGUGGACUGCAGGAAGUGGCCACUCAGCUGGCGCUGGAGCGCAUUGGCUCCCAACACCAGGCGGGGUCCGAUUCCUUGCUCACGGGAAUGGCCUUUUUCAAAAUGAGAGAAAUGUUCUUUGAAGACCACAUUGACGACGCCAAGUAUUCUGGAUACUUGUACGGCCUUGGUUCUGGAGCAUCUCAUGUCCACAAGAACGCCCAGAGCAGCUCCCACAACGGCUUCCAGAACAGCUUCCAGAACGUCCAGUAUGUCCACUAUGGCAGAGAACCAGUAUGGAGAGCAGAUCAGCAAGCAUUCAUGAGCAUUCAAGAGAUGCCGGAGUGUGAGGUCGAGGACCAUCAGUUCUACAACUAUGGAGAGUGAAUCCGCUGAGAUCCGUUUUCCCUGAGGUUGGGGUUUCCUUGAUGUUUGCCUGAUCAUCUGCCAGUUUUACACAGCAUUCCCUUGUUUUGGACCCAUGGAGCAGAGUGCUUUCACUGUGCUGUAAAUUGUUGACUCAGCUAAGCUAACCCAAGAAGGCAAAGAAGAACUUAGUGACUGCUUUUCUUGGUCUUUCAUCUCCUAAGCUCCUCUAGUGUUCUUGGUUUUAAAUUGGUAUAUGUAUUUGAUCUGUGAUUGACUAAAUGUUUCAAUCCAGCUUUACACCCUUCAGCAGAGUCCCCUGUGACUGGCUUUCAAGAUCUGUUAGGAAACUG
This is a messenger RNA of Trichosurus vulpecula (common brushtail), 1394 nucleotides long. Its product is annotated as CCR4-NOT transcription complex subunit 7-like. The transcript is spliced from 2 exons. Gene Ontology annotation, cellular component: CCR4-NOT complex; CCR4-NOT core complex; P-body. Bases 16 to 1062 code for a protein of 348 amino acids. Gene Ontology annotation, molecular function: nucleic acid binding; poly(A)-specific ribonuclease activity. The record is from RefSeq and is a predicted model, not a curated record. NCBI's taxonomy places the organism in Eukaryota, Metazoa, Chordata, Mammalia, Diprotodontia, Phalangeridae.